This is a messenger RNA of Dentiscutata erythropus, 584 nucleotides long. The record is from the annotation of a GenBank genome assembly. Lineage: Eukaryota; Fungi; Glomeromycota; Glomeromycetes; Diversisporales; Gigasporaceae.
AUGAGUAAAAAACUAUCAACACGUACUCGUAAAUUUCUUAGAUCAGAUGCUACCCGCUUGUCACCUGAAGCCAUUGAAGAAAUCAGAAACGCUCAGAAUAAUAUUCCAAAUGCUCGACGUAUUAUGUGUAAAAAACAUCAUAUAGGGGCAGCGACAUAUCAAAAAAUCAUUGAUAAUCAAAGGCCUCCUGAACCAACUGAAGAGUGGUGUAGAAUCCUAGAAUCUGUUAGCAUCUCUGAUCGAAUUUCAGAAAAUAACCAGGAAUCUUUACAGCCGGUAAGUACUGAGCAUGAUACCUCUUCUUCUAAUAUACAAGAAGAUGAGGUCAUUCAUAUAAAGCACCCUGGAGAUAAUAAAGAUGAUGCAAAUUCUCAUAUAAGGCUGAAUACAGUAACUAGUGAACGAAAAGAUAAGGUUAGUCGAAAACAAAAAAUUAGUAUGAAGGCAAAAGGUGAAUCUUCUCCAGUGAAAAAAAAUAGAAUAACCAAUUCUUCCAAAGAUGAUACAUCUAGACGGGAAUCUGAUAUUGAAAAAUUAAUGAAUGAUGCUAAAAGAUUAGCUCCUAUUCUCCCAUCUUUGUCUCA